AUGAAUAAAAGUAAAACUACUGGUUCAUCAUCUGCACAGAAUUUGACACCACCAUCAUCUAUUCGACAUAGUACACCAAUAUUAUCUCGAAGAAGUUCAACAAAAACUAAUUCAAGAACAGUUACUAGUUCAGCAGGUGGAUCAGUAAGUCGAGGAGGUGUUUCGAAAACACGUAGUUCUCGUCGAGCUAAUAAAACAUCAAAAUUAAAACAAUCAACAGGAAAGGAGAAAAAUGUUGCUAGCCAUCCUAAUAAUGAUACUGCUGAUGAGAUGGAAGAUGAUGGUGCUAUUUAUAAUGUGGUUCAGCAACAUGAUAAUAAUGAUCAACAUAAUUUAUUGAAUUUAUCUAAUGCAAGUGCUGAUACAAUUAUUGAUCCAACUUCCAAUAAAAACAAAAAUAUUGAUAAAAAACCUGUUGAACAUUUUAUAUUUAUAAAUGAAACUGGCAAAUACAAAUGUUCAAUUUGUUCAAAGGAAUAUAAAGCCAUGCAAUAUUCAGAUACAAAUCUACGAAGCCAUUUAGGUUUUACACACGGAAUGCAUCAAUAUUUAUUUCCAUCUCAGUUGCAACAAAGAAAUAGUAAAAAAUUUACAUCAACAAUUGCAUUAGUAGAUAAGCGACGAUUUGAUGCUGCAGCAAUUCAAUGUAUCGUCGAUGAUGGUCAUGCUUUUGGAAUUUUCCAACGGCCUGGCAUGCAAAAAUUUUUAGCAACAAUUAUUCCAGGUUACUACGGUCCGUCUAGAAAGACGGUCCGCAAAAAUUUGGACAAAUUAUAUCGACAACAUCGUACUUCAUUACGAGAAUCAAUGAAAAAAAUUCCAUUUAUUGCAUUAACUAUCGAUUUAUGGUUAAAUUCACGUCGUACACAUUUCUUAACAAUAACAGCUCAUUAUUAUGAUGAACAUAUGAAACAUUCAUCAACAGUCAUCUGCUUUCGUCGUUUUCGUGGUCGUCAUUUCGCUUACCGUUUGAAUUCAUUUAUUAUUAAAGAAAUUCAAAAAUUAAAUAUUCAAUCAAAAAUCGUAGCUGUUACGACCGACAGUGGCGCUGAUAUUAAAGCUGCAACUUCAACAAAUCAAUUUGGAACAUGGUAUUCAUGUGAUGCACAUAAUAUUAAUUUAAUGGUGUCGUCAAGUUUGUGCUUAUGGAAAAAACCAAAAAAGUAA
Rotaria sp. Silwood1 is the source of this 1167-nucleotide messenger RNA. Lineage: Eukaryota; Metazoa; Rotifera; Eurotatoria; Philodinida; Philodinidae. The record is from the annotation of a GenBank genome assembly.